AUGCGUUUCGCUGGCAGUCUCAUCCUUGGCCUUUUGGCAGUAAACGGCCUGGCUCAAACAGUCAUUCCUGAUCAAGACGCAGAGCCUUCGGCCAUCGCUCAACCAGAACCAUCAGCGCCUGCUGCUGAGCCCUCAAAUCCUGCUCAAGACCAACCCUCAGAUGCUGGCGAUGACGGAGACGCACAACCGACAGAUGCGGAUAGCGUUCCAUCUGCCACAAAUGGCCCUGAGCCAACUGCUGUUGAGCCAUCAAAUGAAGCUUCCCAAGCUUCGGGCGACGAACAACCCACCGCGACGGCGAGCGAUGACGACGAGGACGCCUCCACAGCGGAAGGUACAGCGACAGCGGAUGCUACUGCCACAGAUGCCGAUGCGACAGCUACAGCGUCCGAGACCGACGACGAUGACUCGACCGACACAGCCACUGCGACAGCUACAUCCAGCUCUGCCCCUACAAGCACAGGCACCGUAGUCGAAGUCGAUCUCAAGAACGCUACAAUUGGCGAAAACGCUCAACUCGUCAAGGUUGAUGGCAAGGACGCCAUUAAAUUGAGCGCCCCCGCCAACGGCCAAGCAACCUUCAGCGUCGCCGUCGACAGCGACGAUGAAUUGAACACGGACGAGCUCAUCUACAUUGUCGCAUCGAUCCUCGUCGGCGAGCCAAGCAGCGCAAAACUCCGGCGACGAGCCGACAAGACCGAUUGUACACUGCAGAUCCAGGCUGACGGGCAGAGCGUCUAUGAGGAACCGCUGUACACCAACAAUGGCCAGUUCCAGGACGUUACCAGCAGCGGCAUCCAGUCUUCGGAUAAGCCCGAGGUGCAGGUCACGCAGAAGUGUGGCGACAAGCCAUCGCCUCUGACUGUGAAUAACGUUCGUGUUGGAAACGAGAGUGGCGUCAAGUCGAGCGCUGGCUCUGGAGGCUCGGGCAGUGGUGGAAGCGGUAGCGGAAGUGGAAGUGGGAGCGGUGGAAAGGGCGGCAGCGGUGACAAGACUUCCACGGCGACGGGUGCUUCAGCGAGCGAAACUGGCGACUCCGGUAAUAUCGGUGCUAGGACCAAGGCCAGCGUUGGUGCUCUUGCUGCUGCUAUCCUGGCCGCUGCCGCCAUGUUGUAA
Molecule: messenger RNA, 1116 nt
Organism: Fusarium fujikuroi IMI 58289
Lineage: Eukaryota; Fungi; Ascomycota; Sordariomycetes; Hypocreales; Nectriaceae
Exons: 3
Coding region: 1-1116 (371 amino acids)
Source: RefSeq, a predicted model, not a curated record